Messenger RNA from Hymenoscyphus albidus, 2820 nucleotides. NCBI's taxonomy places the organism in Eukaryota, Fungi, Ascomycota, Leotiomycetes, Helotiales, Helotiaceae. The record is from the annotation of a GenBank genome assembly.
GAAGCCUUUUUAGGGAGCAGAAAAUGGAUGCCCUUCAUCCCCUGGUGACUCAGAAUGGCGACGCUUAUAUUGAUCGCCUACUCUUCCCCUUCUUCUCUAUCAUUCUCUAUCAUUCUCUAUCCUUUCCUAUUAUUCUUCAUUUCCCCUCUGAACCUCUUAAAUCCAUUACCUCUCGCGUUAUCUUGUCUCUUGCCCUCUUCGAUGCUGUUAGGUGCGCGGUAGGGCUCCUCCUUAUAACAUCGAACCCUCUUCUCCUCGCUGUCAUCGUCGCCCUCGUCUUUCCCGGGUUAAGUCGAUAUGCGGCGUCGCCAACCGUCACCGGACGCUUCCUCAGACAGCGAGAGCUGCUUCGAUACAGAGGAUGAACACAAGGAAACCGACGACGACACCGAGCCGACUGAUAUUGAUUCCGAUGUUGAAGGAUGCGACGAAGCAGAUCUAGCGUGGAUCGCAGGAGAGGACAACGCUCAACCGCCGGAAUACUACCUCGAUCAAGAGAAUGAUUCCGCCGAAUCCGACGAUGAAGAUGAGGACUAUAGCGAUAAUAGUAUCCUUCUCCUUGACAUGAUCGAGUCACAAUUUAGUCGGUAUCUACUCUAUUUUCUUUGUCUACUAUCUUCUACUAUUAAAUCGUUGACCUAACUCUUUGAAGGUACUGUAAAUAUAUACGAAAGAAUCCGGCCCAGGUAAUGCAGGCUAUCUCUCGCCGCACUCUCAAGGCCUUCUUCGAUUGGAUGUUAAAUCAACGGCGAGGGAAGGGAGGGAGGAGGCUUACAGGUAUUAAGUCGGCCAAUACACUCGGGACAUACUGGAAGGUCUUCCGGCUCGUGCACGAAAGGACAAUUGGUGAGAAGAUCGAGGGUAAAAUAAAUCGGAAUAUGCAUCGUGUAAGUAGCGCUUCUUGUUCACCUGCUACAUCCUGUCCGAAAUACCCCAGAUCACAGGCUAAUAAAUAUUUACGUCUUUUUAUAGGUCCUAAGGAAGCUAGUAAAGAAGUACGGAUUGUCUACGGAGAAGCGUGAGAAGACGGCGAUGUAUAUCGAGGAUCUUGCAGGCGUCCUCCAGACCAACCUUACAACGACAAGGAAGAAGUAUACGCACGGCCGGCACCGUAUACAACUCGCCUUCUUCCACCACCUAGCUGCCUUUUCUGGAAACCGACCUUCAGCAGUCCUAAACCUCUGCUACCGUCAUAUUAUUGUAACCCUGCUCCGGGACCCGAAGGGCGGGCCCCAUCGGAUCUUAAUUGAAUUCACGUGCGAGUUCACGAAGCAGUAUCUCGGCAUGAAAGAUGCGUAAGUUUCACCUAUACCCUUUUUACCUUCCCAAAUUCCUUCUAGUUCUACUGCGCAACGUAUUGCUUACAAGGAAGCUAGGAAUACGUUCCCACUUCCCGAGAUUAUCUUCGAUCCGUCCCUCAUCCUCAGUCCACAUGUCGCCUUACUAGGCCUCAUUCUUGCCGAUGAAGCGUUUUUGGCCCCGAAUCUCACGUCUGCAGAGAAGAUCAGUGGGUUGGAUAUUCGGCCUGGGUAUGAGCAGCUGCCCUUACAUUUAAAACCGGAAAAGGCCAACAUCCCCAUCUUCCGCAAGUCUAUUAAGACGCUCUAUGGGUGGGAGAUCUCGCCGGACCAGAAAUUACCAUACUCCACGCUUUUGCCGUGGAUGAAGAAGCUUGGUGUGCUUACGGGGUUUCCACAGAUCACGCGCCCGUACUGUCUCCGAUAUGGUGCGGGGAAUGCAUUCAACCAGAAUAGUUCGUCGCUUGUCCCCUUCACCCUGUAGAAAGAUGUACUAACUGUAGACAAACAGGUGACGUGAGCGAUGCGCUCCAGAAUAUGAUGCUACAACACGCUAAGAUUGACACCUUUAUUAAGCACUACCUCCCACGGCGGGUUACCGCUGAUACUAGAGCUAUCGUCUCUGGCUAUGAACCUCAGCACGACCUAAUGCGGGCAGCCUGUCGGAUGACUCGAUGGAUUGAUCCUGAUCGACCGCAAGAACUCACGCUCAAGCAAUCCCUGUCAGUCAAUCAAGAUCCCUAUAUCUGCCGCCUUAUUGUACAGCGAGAGAAGUGGAAACGCCGCUUCCAGGGCACGGCUACACAACAGCCUGGGUACCAAACCCUUAGCCGCGAGAUCUUCAAUUCAAGGCAGCGGCAAAGAGUUGUACUUCUAAAGCAGGUUCAAGUUCGGUGGGAUCUGGAACACCCGGUUAAUGAGAUUGAGCUGCAGCUCUCUGGGCUUAAGUUCAACCAGGAAGUGCAGACUACUCUACACCUGGAUGAGGAGAUGCCCCCGAUCCAGAAGCGCUUGGUUAAGACGAUAAUGACUCUGCCGGGAGCGACCUUGGAGGAAGAGUUUCGCCGGCGCAACGCUGCUAUCGAUGCGGUCGCUGCCUACUGCAACUUCCAGGAGGGGGGGACUGUUGCCCGACCACGUGGGAAGCCGUCUAAGGAGACCAACCCGCAGCAGGAAUCUGCCGAGGCCGAGAAGCAGGCACUAAGUGCCGCUAUGUUGUUAGUGUUUACAGAGAAGAGACCAACCAUCUGUUUUAUAUGCUUAGGGGAGGAAAACUUGCCGUUCGAGAAGCGCGUGUAUUUAUUUGCGAGUCCAGGAGACCUUACUAAGCACUUUAAGCGGAAGCAUUUGUCCAACAUUAGGGAAGGAGAUAGGGUCGGGUGUAAUAUCUGUCGAAUGUCCUUGAAGCACAAAAUGCACCUUCAGAGUCACGCAGCGAGGAUUCACGGGACGGUUUCUUAAUUAUCAAGUGGAUUUAGAGAUUAUCACGGAACAACCCCUCUAUUUCAUAAACUGUACAAUU